Coccomyxa subellipsoidea C-169 is the source of this 499-nucleotide messenger RNA. RefSeq names its product 60S ribosomal protein L39. The record is from RefSeq and is a predicted model, not a curated record. The coding region runs from base 21 to 176 and encodes 51 amino acids. Gene Ontology annotation, cellular component: ribosome; cytosolic large ribosomal subunit. NCBI's taxonomy places the organism in Eukaryota, Viridiplantae, Chlorophyta, Trebouxiophyceae, Coccomyxaceae. Gene Ontology annotation, biological process: translation. The transcript is spliced from 3 exons. Gene Ontology annotation, molecular function: structural constituent of ribosome.
CCAAGCUCUGAUCUGCAGCCAUGCCGUCCCAGAAGACUUUCCUCAUCAAGCGCAAGCUGGCCAAGAAGGCAAAGCAGAACCGCCCCAUCCCCCAGUGGAUUCGUUUCCGGACAGACAACAAGAUCAGAUACAAUGCAAAGAGGAGGCAUUGGCGCCGUACCAAGCUUGGAUUCUGAGCUUCAGCCAGCAAUGCUGCAGCAUGUGGACGCUUCAUGGUGAUCAUCACGAUGGCAGUGUCAAGUAGUCACGCAAGAUCAACAGCAAGUAUGCGACACAGUCGUGGCUACGAAGAGGCGCAGUGUACAAGUUGCAGGCCCUUCAGUACCUUGAUGAAAUCAAUACCCUUUUGUUGAGGAGAUCAAUACAAGCACCAAUUUUCUUGGGAGUCCUUCCAGCUGAGCCUCACCUGAGAUUGUCACCUUUGGAAGCUUGCAAGACACUACUUUUGUAUUGGCAGAUCGAACUGUGGCAACAGCAAGCAUGUAAUAGCAAGGCUGGU